This is a messenger RNA of Tarenaya hassleriana, 1843 nucleotides long. Its product is annotated as F-box protein At5g51380. The transcript has 2 exons. Gene Ontology annotation, cellular component: SCF ubiquitin ligase complex. The record is from RefSeq and is a predicted model, not a curated record. Gene Ontology annotation, molecular function: protein binding. Bases 183 to 1628 code for a protein of 481 amino acids. Gene Ontology annotation, biological process: SCF-dependent proteasomal ubiquitin-dependent protein catabolic process. Lineage: Eukaryota; Viridiplantae; Streptophyta; Magnoliopsida; Brassicales; Cleomaceae.
CCGUUGGAACAGUCGUGCCUGAGAAAAACCCAUCUCUAUUUUCUCGGCAGACAAACACAUCCAAGAAAAUUACACACACCAAAGAGAGAGAGAGAGAUCCAUAAAAGGAAUAAACUUUCGAAUACCCAAUUACCCGUAGAGAUAUGUGAAGCAGAUAGAGAGAGAGGGAGAGAGAUUCGUUGAUGCUUCAAACGAUGUCGUUUCGUGAGAAGACGCCGACGAGCCCCAAGUCGCCGCUGCGGCGGCGGCGCUCGAGCUGGUCCGACGCCUGGAUCAACAACGCGUCUCCUCUCAAGAACGUCGUCUGCGCUAUGCCGGUUCAGUCGUCGAGCUUCAAGUCCAAAACCCUAACCCGUAAUUUCUCCAUCGAUCGAACACUCGCUUUGUCCGACGCCCUCAUGCUCAAGAUUCUGGAGAAGCUUCCCGAUUCCCAGAAAAACGCCGUUCCCCUCGUCUGCAAGCGGUGGAUGAAUCUCCAGGGAGGUUUUGUACGGACGAUUAAGGUUUUGGAUUGGGAUUUCCUCCUCUCUGGUAGGCUGAUUUCGAGGUUUCCGAAGCUGUCCCAUGUCGAUCUGGUAAGCGCCUGUCUGAAUUCUCCUCGGAGUUCGGGUAUUUUGCUCAAUCACAUGGGGAUCUCUUUUCAUAUCCCUUCCGAUCUCUCGUCGAAUUGGGAUUUUGCGGAGGAAAAUCUAUUGCCUAAUGACAUGGUCGAUAGAGGGCUAAGAGCAUUAAGCAGAGGGGGUUGUAAUUUGCGCAAACUUAUAGUGAUUAAUGCUACUGAAUUGGGAUUAUUAGGUCUAGCUGAAGAGUGUUUGGAUUUGCAAGAGCUUGAAUUGCACAAGUGUAAUGAUAAUCUCUUGCGUGGAAUCGCUGCCUGCGAGAAUCUGCAAGCAUUGAGAUUGAUAGGCAGAGUAGAUGCAUUGUAUAGUUCAUCAGUGUCUGAUAUCGGUUUAACGAUUCUAGCACAAGGGUGUAAGAGACUAGUGAAGCUCGAGCUUAGCGGGUGUGAAGGCGGUUUCGAUGGGAUGAAAGCCAUCGGUCAAUGCUGCGAAAUGCUCGACGAGCUCGUCAUUUGCGACCACAGAAUGGAAGAUGGUUGGCUGGCAGCUCUGUCUUACUUUGACAAUCUGAAGAAGUUGAGAAUCACGUCGUGCAGAAAGAUCGACCCUUGUCCCGGACCAGAACACGUGCUCGGUUCUUGUCCAGCUCUGGAGCGUUUGCAUCUGAACAAGUGUUGUCUAAAUGACAAGAACGGCGGUGUGAGGGCAUUGUUUAGAAUAUGCGAAGAAGCAGCACAUGUUUCUUUUCAAGACUGCUGGGGAUUAGACAACGAUGCUUUCAGCGAGGCUAAGGCUUUCAGGAGGGUAAGAUAUCUGUCAUUAGAAGGGUGCUCUCGGCUAACGACGGAUGGGUUAGAGUCAGUCAUUCUGCACUGGGAAGAGCUCGAGAGCUUGAGAGUGGAGUCGUGCAAGAGCAUAAAGGACGGUGAAAUUUCUCUGGCUCUCUCCUCGCUGUUCUCUCUUCUCAAAGAACUGACGUGGAGGCCGGACACAAGAUCUCAUCUCUCUUCUGUUCUUGAGAGCACUGCCAUUGGAAGGAGAGGCAGCAAAUUCUUCAAGAAGAGAUGAGUUACUAAUCAUUGCAUACAUACAUAUAUGUGUGUAUGUAUAUAUAUGUAUGUAUAUGCCUUAAAACUCUUCAUGUUUCAAGUAAAACAUGCUCAGAUUACUCUCGCUGAGUGUUCAGUGACAUCUGGAAACACUCGGAUUAUGUAUUAGUAUCAGUGCUCUCUCUAUAUUGUACAAUAACAAACGUCUUCCUGUUUUGGAUUUAUCUGAUCCCA